Molecule: messenger RNA, 3347 nt
Organism: Salvia hispanica
Lineage: Eukaryota; Viridiplantae; Streptophyta; Magnoliopsida; Lamiales; Lamiaceae
Product: phosphatidate phosphatase PAH1-like
Biological process (GO): lipid metabolic process
Molecular function (GO): phosphatidate phosphatase activity
Source: RefSeq, a predicted model, not a curated record
AAUUUUCAAAGAAUUUUUCCCAAGAAAAUAAAAUACAAUUGUAAUAGGAAGAAAUUUCACGAAACAAACCGAAGUUUUGCACACAAAAUCACCUACCAUUCGGAGAGAGAAAAAUGGACGACCCUUAAAAAUAUUUUAUUUGAAUCUUCUUCUUCAAAUAACUUCACGCAUUUUACUUCAUCCAUCAUCCCAAUCUUCAAUCUUUCGAGCUCGGAUUCGCAAAGUCUUGAAUUUGUAUGUCGGAGAUUCCGAGGAUUGAACAGUUUUGACAAUUCUCUUAUCUUGGUUUAUGUUGAUUGAUUAAGUGUUUAGAGGGUUAACAGGUUUUUUUGAGAAAUAGUAGACUGUAAGGGAUUUUUGGGGGUUGAAUUUGUGUAAGUGAGCCAAAUGAAUGUGGUGGGUAAAGUUAGUAGCUUCAUAACACAAGGAGUGUACUCUGUUGCCACACCGUUUCAUCCGUUUGGUGGGGCGGUUGACAUAAUCACUGUUAAGCAGCAUGAUGGCACGUUUAGGAGCACGCCUUGGUAUGUUCGAUUUGGAAAAUUCCAAGGCGUUCUCAAAGGGGCGGAGAAGGUUGUCCGGAUAGAAGUCAAUGGUGUGGAAGCCAAUUUUCAUAUGCAUCUUGAUAACUCCGGUGAAGCGUAUUUUGUUAGAGAGGUUGAUGCGGACAAGGAUGAUCACGAGGGUAUUAAGGACUCAGACAGUCUUGAAGGCGGGAGGGAGGAUAAUAGUAGUGUUUAUAGUAAUGCAGAGAGUGGUUCUAAAGAAAAUGAUUUUUUUGGACAAGAGAUUGAUGACUUUAAUAGUGGUGAUGUAGAGAUGCGAGAGUUACGCACUUCACUUAGUAUGAAGAGGUUAGAGAGAGUCGAGUCUGACAAUGAGCGGAUUUUCUAUGAGUUUCAAGAUGAACAAUCUUCUUUGGAUGGUUCGGUUGAGUUUUCUGAGUAUGAUUCUGGUAGAUACGAUAAUUUAGAUAGUGUGGAACAUGCACUGGAGGAAUCACAAAAUUCGAAUUCGGAGGUAGUUUUGGUGAGUGUAGAUGGGCAUAUACUAACGGCGCCUAUAUCAUCGUCUGCGACAGAUGCUGCAAGUGUGCAACUAAGCACACCUCAUCUUCACCUUGGACCAGGUGAAAGGACUCAACAGUUUAACAGGAGUGAUGAGUCGUGGACAACGAAUUAUAUGGAUGAGCUUGACUCCACUACUCAUGAAAUUACUUCAGGAAAAAAUUGCAAUGGAAACAAGGACCCUCAAUCUUCUGAACAGUUGGAAUAUCGACAAAGUGAUGAAGAGCAUCUAUAUCAUCUCCAAGAAAGUCCGGCAUCGAAUCAUGACAAGGAACUCAGCGUAGAAAGUGGCUCUGAAUCAGGUAGUUUUAGAAGGCGAGAUGUAUUCAAGAGUUGUUUGGAGUUCAUGGAAUUGUCUCAGCAGUCGACAAAUGAGGAUCAGGAGGAUAUCAGUUCUUCAGGAGACCAGAAAUCUCCUUUCAGUCCUUGGAUGAAUGACGAGCCUGUAGAACAGAAUCUUGAAAUAUCAAGAGAAAAUGGCGAAUCGUAUUGCCACGAGUCUGGAAAUCCUAGCAAUGUCUCAUUGCCAGAGUCACAGGUUGAAGCUUCAGCUCAUGAAAGAUAUGAUUCCAAUACGGAUCCUGAUGGUUCUGAUCGCAUGGCUGUUCGAUUAGUUAGUGUUGAUCAGGACUCAGUGGAAGUUGAUCGCACCAUCGGAACAAUGAAUGAUGGCAGGGAGUCUCCUUCUGAUGUAUAUCAAGAAAGGGACCAGGACCGUGUAGAACCUCAAACAGCUUCUUCAACUGGAUACAAAAAUUUAGAUAUAUCGUCAGGGUUGGAGAUAUCUCUUUGCGCAAAGUUGCUUCAUGCUGGAAUGGGUUCGAGUGCAGCACAAGAUGCCUUCGACUCUAAGCGCAUAUCAUUGGAGGACUUCAAACUUUCACCUGCAUCAGUAGUGAAAAAUGAAGACCUGAUUGUUAGAAUUCAGGGGAAGUACUUACCAUGGCAUAAAGCUGCACACGUCGUUCUCGGCAUGGCUGCUUUUGGCGAGUAUAUACCGGUUGAGCCAGAUGAUUCAAUCCCGGUCGAACAGGAGAAGCCAGAAAUAAAGGAAGAUGAUCCACAGAUGGUGUCUACUCAAUCUCGCAGAUGGAGACUCUGGCCAAUCCCAUUUAGGAGGGUCAAGCCACUCGAACAUGCCACUAGCUACUCAUCUAAUGAAGACAUCUAUGUUGGUUCUGACUCUGGCUCACAGAGCCAACAGGCAGCUACAACUCCCACAGCACAGGCAGCUAGCGAGUCUCCCCGCAAGCAGUUUAUAAGAACCAAUGCGCCCACUACCGAACAGAUAGCAUCUUUGAAUCUCAAAGAGGGACAAAAUAUGGUGAGUUUCAAAUUCUCUACCAGAGUUCUUGGAUCCCAGAAGGUUGAAGCUCAUAUAUACUUGUGGAAGUGGAAUACACGAAUCGUGAUAUCAGAUGUGGACGGGACUAUUACCAAGUCUGAUGUUCUUGGCCAGUUUAUGCCAUUGGUAGGAAAAGACUGGACUCAUUCUGGGAUCGCCCAUCUUUUUUCUGCAAUAAAGGAGAAUGGUUACCAACUCUUAUUUCUGAGUGCACGGGCUAUUGUUCAAGCAUACUUAACGAAAAGUUUCCUAUUCAAUCUCAAGCAGGAUGGUAAAAGCUUGCCAAAUGGACCUGUUGUCAUUUCCCCUGAUGGAUUAUUUCCCUCGUUGUACCGAGAAGUUAUACGGCGAGCCCCACACGAAUUCAAGAUUGCAUGUUUGGAGGAUAUUAAGGCUCUGUUUCCUCCCGAUUACAAUCCAUUUUACGCGGGCUUUGGGAACAGAGACACUGACGAGCUCAGCUACCGGAAAAUUGGGAUUCCAAAGGGAAAAAUCUUCAUAAUUAACCCAAAGGGGGAGGUGGCUAUUAAUCGUCGUAUUGAUGUGAAAUCAUACACUUCGCUGCACACGCUGGUGAAUGACAUGUUCCCACCAACAUCACUGAUUGAGCAGGAGGAUUAUAACUCGUGGAAUUACUGGAAAAUGCCUUUACCCGAUAUCGAUAACUUGUAGAAGCCCGGCUGAAGCCCGGUUAGGCCGGAAUGCGGAACUGUAUCAGUGGCUGGAGAUGCUGGGACAUAAUUUUUUUUGGUAACCAGUAUUCUUUUCAUCAGUUUUUUUUCUUUUUUUUAACCUCAGCAUAUGAUUUAGUACUCUCAUUACUGUUAAGUGCAAAAAAACUCCAUAUCUAUAUGUAAACCAUAGACUAUUCAUAGUUGUACUAAGUUGAUGCCCAUAAUCUUCUUUAAUCAAUAAAUCUAUUCAUCUCAUCACAA